Hemiscyllium ocellatum (epaulette shark) is the source of this 837-nucleotide messenger RNA. Its product is annotated as melatonin receptor type 1B-B-like. Bases 1 to 837 code for a protein of 278 amino acids. NCBI's taxonomy places the organism in Eukaryota, Metazoa, Chordata, Chondrichthyes, Orectolobiformes, Hemiscylliidae. Gene Ontology annotation, biological process: G protein-coupled receptor signaling pathway. The transcript has a single exon. Gene Ontology annotation, molecular function: G protein-coupled receptor activity. The record is from RefSeq and is a predicted model, not a curated record. Gene Ontology annotation, cellular component: membrane.
AUGACUGCCAUGGCAACAGGAGAUCUGAUGGUCCUUAGCUUCAAUGUGAUCGUGAGCCAGAUCAUCAGGCACUAUUUCCCGCACUCCCUGCUGAGCUACACUACCGCCUGCCGACUCAGUGCCUUCCUGCAAGGACUCAGCCUCCAACUCUCCACCUGGUUUACCAUCGCCUUCACCUUUGACCGCUUUGUAGCAAUUUGCUGCAACAAAUUGAAGGGGAGGUAUUGCACUGAAAAAAUAGCUAAUAUGGUCAUAUCCGUUGUGAGUGCUCUUAGCAUUAUGGUCAAUGUUCCCUUGCCUUUUCGCUAUGAACCUAAUCACAUUCUGAACAACAUACAGUGGGGCUGCCGCACCGUCACCAGUUACCUCACUUCACCGGCCUGGGUAGCUCACCGAUAUCUCACCAACAUCUCAAACAUGUUUGUUCCUAUUCCCCUGCUGCUGCUGUUGAACUCUCUCACUGCCCACCACAUCCUCGUGGCCAGCAGAGCUCGCCGGGUCCUGAAGAGCAGCAGAGGUGGUGCUGGGGAGAUGGGCAGAGACCCUGAGCUGAAGAGCAGGAGGACCUCCAUCAUUCUGCUCUUCACCAUCUCCGGCUGCUUCGUGUUGCUGUCGGUGCCCAUCACUGUCAUCCACAUCUUGGUUGGCGUGACCCACACGGUGACUUACCAAGGUUCAACCUCGCUGUAUUUGGCAAUCAGAUCAACGUUCUUGCUGUUGUGUACCAGCUCCUGCACAAACACCUGCAUUUACGCACUGACCCAGAGGAGGUUCAGAGAGGAGAUGAUGAAUUUGCUGAAAUCUCCCUUAUCCUUGCUCUGUAAACCACACAAAUAA